Molecule: messenger RNA, 2314 nt
Organism: Lepisosteus oculatus (spotted gar)
Lineage: Eukaryota; Metazoa; Chordata; Actinopteri; Semionotiformes; Lepisosteidae
Source: RefSeq, a predicted model, not a curated record
CGGGUCGCCAGGCCAACCGGAGUAUCGGGGGGUUUCUGGCGGCCAUCUUGGAUCUGUGGGUGAUUGUCUCAGCCAGAGUAAAAAAAAAAACAAUAAGAAAAUUUACCCAAUAAUUCGGGUGAAAAAGGCUUGUGGAAAGGCAAGGCAAGAAGAAGACGGUGGCCGAGGACGUUAAGUGACAGACGGAAUGAAGACAGCGCCCUAGUCCCAGAGCCAUGGCUGACAAGAGAAAACUACAAGGUGAAAUAGAUCGAUGUCUGAAGAAAGUCGCGGAAGGCGUGGAACAAUUCGAGGACAUUUGGCAGAAGCUUCACAACGCAGCCAAUGCUAACCAGAAGGAGAAGUAUGAGGCUGACCUCAAGAAGGAGAUUAAGAAGUUACAGCGGCUGCGAGACCAGAUUAAGACGUGGGUGGCAUCAAACGAAAUCAAGGACAAACGGCAGCUGGUGGAGAAUCGCAAACUAAUUGAGACGCAAAUGGAGCGCUUCAAGAUCGUGGAGCGCGAGACCAAGACCAAGGCCUAUUCUAAGGAGGGCCUGGGACUCGCACAGAAGGUGGACCCGGCGCAGAAGGAGAAGGAGGAAGUCGGGCAGUGGCUGACGAACACGAUCGACACUCUCAACAUGCAGGUGGACCAGUUUGAGAGUGAGGUGGAGUCUCUUUCUGUCCAGACCAGGAAGAAGAAGGGAGACAAAGAGAAGCAGGACCGUAUUGAGGAGCUUAAGCGCUUCAUAGAGAAGCACCGCUACCACAUCCGGAUGCUGGAGACCAUCCUGCGGAUGCUGGACAAUGACUCUGUGCAGGUGGAGUCGAUCCGCAAGAUCAAGGACGAUGUGGAAUACUACCUGGACUCCUCGCAGGACCCCGAUUUUGAGGAGAACGAGUUCCUGUACGACGACCUUGACCUGGAAGACAUCCCCCAGUCUUUGGUGGCGACGUCUCCUCCGGGACACUCUCACAUGGAGGACGAGAUCUUCAACCAGUCCAGCAGCACCCCGACCUCCACCACCUCGUCCUCGCCCAUCCCACCAUCGCCAGCCAACUGCACCACGGAGAACUCGGAGGAUGACAAGAAGCGUGGCCGCUCCACGGACAGCGAGGUCAGCCAGUCUCCAGUGAAGAACGGCAACCCGUCCUCCUGCUCCUCCUCCUGCUCCUCCUCCUCUUCCAGCACCUCUUCCUCUUCGCUGCUCUCCAUGGCAACCGUCGCCGGGAGCGCCGGGGCGGGAGGGAACAGCGCCGGGGGCAACAGUCUCCUCGGCAACAUGGGCGGUCUCCUGCCCGGCUCGGGGGGCUUCCCCUCAGGGGCGCAGCAGCAGAGCCAGCAGCAGCAAUCCGUCUCACUCUGUGUCACAGACCUGUUCUCCAGCUCCACUGCUCCCCCGGGUCCCCCGGCGGCCCCCCAGGCCACGCUCUCCGAGGUCAGUAUCCCACCCUCUCUGGGGGUGUGUCCCCUGGGGCCAGUGCCCCUGUCCAAGGACCAGCUGUACCAGCAGGCCAUGCAGGAGUCCGCCUGGACGCACAUGCCUCACCCCUCUGACUCCGAGAGGAUCAGGCAGUACCUGAUGAGGAACCCGUGCCCCACUCUGCCCUUCCACCACCAGGUGCCCCCGCCCCACUCGGACUCGGUGGAGUUCUACCAGCGCCUGUCCACCGAGACGCUCUUCUUCAUCUUCUACUACCUGGAGGGCACCAAGGCGCAGUAUCUGGCAGCAAAGGCUCUGAAGAAGCAGUCCUGGCGGUUUCACACCAAGUACAUGAUGUGGUUCCAGAGGCACGAGGAGCCCAAGACCAUCACAGACGAGUUUGAGCAGGGCACGUACAUCUACUUCGACUACGAGAAGUGGGGCCAGAGGAAGAAGGAGGGGUUCACCUUCGAAUAUCGCUACCUGGAGGACCGCGACCUGCAGUGAUGGGCAGGAGAGGAGGCGAGGGCAUUCCCGGCUGACCACCCACUUGGACUGGAUUACUCCUGAACCGGCCUGCCUGGCUCCUCUCGGGUCACCGGUGCCCAGAGGCCUGCCGGACUCGGGCAGCAUGCCGUGAGAGACUCCCUGGUUUGGGUUUUGUCUUGUUUCGAGAGAUCAGAGAGACUGACGGAUUUUUCUUUCCGAGAUGUGAAUUUCUCCCCUUCCCCGUCCCCGGUCCUUCACAAGCAGAAACUGAAGCGUUUCGUUUUCUUUCGUCUUUCGUCUCCUGUUCUGCUCCGCCGGCGUCACUGAGCGAUGUGGCUCAAGAGGGGAGAAAAACCUACAGUAAAUACAGGAUUGUAAAAUAUUAAUAAAGAUUCCUUUUCAGAAAGUCGAGGCGUCAA